Molecule: messenger RNA, 486 nt
Organism: Lindgomyces ingoldianus
Lineage: Eukaryota; Fungi; Ascomycota; Dothideomycetes; Pleosporales; Lindgomycetaceae
Exons: 1
Source: RefSeq, a predicted model, not a curated record
CUGUGGAUACAUGCAAUUUGUAUCAAUCAAAAUGACCUUCAUGAGCGACCGGCGCAAGUGGGAUUCAUGAAAGAGAUUUACAACCACGCCGCUAGCGUUGUUAUUUGGCUCGGUGAGACCUCUCCUGAAACCUCUUUAGCUGUUUCUACCAUCACAGCAAUAUGGAAUCGCUUCACAUCCAACACCUCCCAUCAGCCGGAGCAGGUGCUGGGAUUGACUAGGCCCCAAACGUGUGCGGAAGAACUUCAGGUUUUGAAGACUUACAGGAAUAAUGACAUAAGCGGUACUCCGAUAAAGGAGGCAUAUGAACAUGUUGCAACGUUUUCCUCGUUUCAUUGGUUUAGGGGAGUUUGGGACGUGAACCUAGAUCCAAUUCCCGUUGGAAAGAGGACAAUCUAUAUUUCAAAGAGAAUUUAUCCUAACUGGACACAGGUACUGCAGGAGGCUUUCACUCACACAUCCGUCACGGUUCGCCUCUGUGCCUAA